This is a messenger RNA of Rotaria sp. Silwood1, 1455 nucleotides long. Lineage: Eukaryota; Metazoa; Rotifera; Eurotatoria; Philodinida; Philodinidae. The record is from the annotation of a GenBank genome assembly.
AUGACUGAAACCGAAGUAGCAAUUUCUGGUAAUAGUGGUGGUGUCAGUGGUGAUACAGAAAUUGAUUUAUAUGCUGAUGUUGUUGAAAAUGAACUUGAAACAGGAACGGGCGACGAUUAUAUGGCUCAUGAUGAACAUAUAGCACACGAUGCAGAUUUAUAUGAUGAUGUUAUUACAACACAAUCAUCCGUUACAGAUUUUACUGAUAUAACAAAUACAGUCAAUCAACAUAAUACGAAACUUGAUCAUUCAAAUGGAUCGACAACGGGUAGAAAUACACCAUCAAGUGGUUAUAGUGGAAAACGUGUAUCACUCUAUGUUGGUCAAUUAACUUGGUGGACAACAGAUGCUGAUUUAGCUGAUGCUAUUCAUGAUUUAGGUAUAAAUGAUUUAUUAGAAGUUAAAUUUCAUGAAAAUCGUGUUAAUGGUCAAUCGAAAGGUUUUGCUGUUGUUACUGUUGGUUCUGAAGCAUCUUCUCGAAUUAUAUCAGAAAAAAUGCCUAAACGAGAAAUACAUGGUCAAAAUCCAACAGUUUUACCUGGUAAUAAACAAUCAUUAAGUUUUUUUGAAGGUGUUACUCGUAAAGAUGCACCAAUGGAACCUAUGCCACAAAUGACUGCACCACCUCUUCAUCCUAUGAUGCGUCCACCAAUUGGUCUUCCACUUCCAAUGCCUCGUGCUGGUCCUAUGGAUGGGCAAUAUCGUUUUCCACCUCAAGGACCUGUUAUUUUAUCCGGAGCACCACAUGGUAUGCCUCGUCAACAAAUGCAAUUAACUCUUGGUCCACGUGGUCAUGUACCUGGUAGUCCAAUGGUUCUUGGCCGAAUGCCUGGUCCACCUCCACCCGGUGUUCAUCAACAACAACCUGUACUUAUUAUGCAACGACCUGGUGUUCCACCAGGCACUAAUGGACCACCUCUUGUUCGUCAAUCAUUGGCACCUGGCGGACCAGGUGUUCCAGGAUCUUCGAAUUCACCUCCACAUGGUGUUCCACAUCCCGGUCAACCACAUCCUGAUCCAUAUUAUCGUAGUGUUGAUACUCGUUCUGAUCCAUCAAAUAUGGUUCCUAUUAGUGAAGCAGAAUUUCAAGAAAUAAUGGAUCGUAAUAAAACAGUAUCAAGUAGUGCAAUUGCUCGAGCUGUUCAAGAUGCAUCUGCCGGUGAAUUUGGUACGGCUAUUGAAACAUUAGUAACAGCAGUAUCACUUAUAAAACAAUCAAAAAUUGCGAAUGAUGAUCGUUGUAAAAUUUUAAUCAGUUCUUUACAAGAUACACUUAAAGGUAUUGAAGAUAAAUCAUAUGGACAACGAGCACGUCAUCGAAGUCGAUCAGGAUCACCACGUGAAUCAUCACGUAAGAAACAUCGUCAUCGUUCACGUAGUCCACGUGAUCGUAAUGAAUAUCGACGUAGUGAGGAUUAUGAUGGCAAAUAUAGUCGUGAACAUCGACGACGUUGA